AGCUCCGUUUUCCUUCCUGACUUGAACGCAGCAGCCGGCCAGCUGAUCCGUCCCGGGUUCUGGUGGAUCUGCAGGUUCGAGUCCAGCUGCUGAUCCGGGUCCAGGCGGAACCAUGAUCAGACUCUUCAGCUUCCUUCUCUUCUCCUCUGGACUCUCCGCUGAGCUGAGGACGUCCUCAGAGAUGUUCGGCAGUCUUCAGUCCCCCAACUUCCCGGAGACGUACCCCCCAGACCAGGACCUGCGCUGGAACAUCAGCGUCCCCCAGGGCUUCCAGGUCCGGCUCUACUUCAGCCACUUCCACCUGGAGCCAUCCUACCUGUGCGAGUACGACUCCGUCCAGGUGGAGACGGAGGGGCAGGUUCUGGCCCGGUUCUGUGGGACAGAGGACACCGAUACGGAGGCGGUUCCGGCGGACCGGGUCCUGCGGUCCCCCAGGAACUCCCUCAGCGUCAGGUUCUGCUCCGACUUCUCCAAUGAGGAACGAUACUCGGGGUUCCUGGCUCACUACAGCGCCGUGGAUGUGGAUGAGUGCAGGGAUACUAGCGACGACCAGCUCUGCGACCACUACUGCCACAACUACGUGGGCGGCUACUACUGCUCCUGUCGCCACGGUUACCAGCUGCACCCCGACAACCGCACCUGCACAGUGGAAUGCAGCGGUGGUGUGUUCAGGGACCGCUCCGGCGUCCUCAGCAGCCCGGAUUUCCCGGCUCCGUACCCCAAGAGCUCGUCCUGCUCCUACCUGAUCCAGGUGGAGGACGGUUUCAGGCUCCGCCUCCAGUUCGACCCCCGGUUCGAUGUGGAGGAUCAUCCCGAGGCCCGCUGCCCCUAUGACUACGUCCAGAUCGAAACAGGAAGUGGCGGCUUCGGUCCGUUCUGCGGUAAUCAGUCUCCAGGAGUCGUUGAGACCGACAGCAACGUCGUCGCCAUCCGUUUCCAUAGCGACGGCUCCGGAGAAAACCUCGGCUGGAGGCUCGUCUACACAGCAACAGGAAGUCAGUGUCCGGUGCUGGAGGCUCCUCUCAACGCCGUGAUGAACCCCGUCCAAUCAGAAUACUCCUUCAAAGACCACGUGGUUUUCACCUGUGCACCUGGGUACCACCUGGUACAGGAUGGGGAGGUUCUGGAUCACAUCCAGCUGGACUGCCUUGCUCAUGGGUCCUGGAGCCGCCGUCCUCCUUCCUGUCAACUGGUGGAUUGUGGGAUGCCGAAGGAGGCGGACAUGGCUGAGGUUGUGUUUGGUAACCAUGACAACAGCACGCUGUUGGGAGCCACGGUGGUCUACGUCUGCAGGGAGGACGGGGGUCAGCUGAGCAACACCUCGUUCAGGUGCGGCCCGGCAGGAGACUGGAUCGACGCUGAGGGGGGAACCGGACCCCCCACCUGCCGGUCAGCCUGCGGACGCCCCGCCCGGCCCCUCCCCCCUCAGGUGAAGCGGGUGGUGGGGGGGCGGAGCUCCGAGCCUGGCUUCUUCCCCUGGCAGGUGCUGCUCAGCGUGGAGGACCGGACCCGGGUCCCGGAGGACCGCUGGUUCGGUUCCGGGGCCCUGCUGUCGGACUCUUGGGUCCUGACCGCCGCCCACGUCCUACGGUCCCUGAGGAGGGACUCCAGCGUGGUGCCGGUGGCCCCAGAGCACGUCCAGGUCUUCCUGGGCCUCCUCAGCAUCAAGGACCAGCAGGGCUCCACCAGCAGGACCGUGAACCGGAUCCUGCUGCAUCCGGACUUCCAGCCCAGCAACUACAACAACGACGUGGCCCUGCUGAGGCUGGAGGAGCCGUUGGACUUCAGCCCCCUGGUCCGGCCGGUGUGUCUGCCGCCGCCGCAUCGACAGGGCGACCCUCCCUCCCCGCCCCCCAACUCCCUCGGGGUGGUUGCCGGUUGGGGGAUCUCCAACCCCUCCUCCCCCCCUGCGGCGACGCUGCCCUCCGACCCCGUGGUGGCGGCGGCCGACCUGGGCGUUACCCCUGACCUCCUGCAGUUUGUGAAGCUGCCGGUAGUUCCCCAGGACGAGUGCCGCGCUAGCUACGCCACGCGCUCCAGCGCCUACAACAUCACCAACAACAUGUUCUGCGCCGGCUUCCGGGAGGGGGGGCGAGACACCUGCCUGGGGGACAGCGGAGGGGGGUUUGUGGUGGAGGACCCGGUCCGCCGGCGCUGGGCCGUGUGGGGGCUGGUGUCCUGGGGGGGGCCGGAGGAGUGCGGGACCCCCCGCAUGUACGGGGUCUACACCCGCGUGGACCGCUUUGUGGACUGGAUCCUGCAGCACCUGGGGUGACCCGGCACCUAGGCCCCGCCCCUUCACUCGCACGGAGUCACGUGACACAUAUAUUUACCUCACACAGGAAGUCACAUGACCGUGACGUUACACACUCCUCUGUUACACUCCUGAACACGGGAAAUAAACAUGUUAGCAUGUAGCAUGCCGGUGUGACAUCACUGCUCUUCGUACGCGGGACGGAAUGCUAAUAAAAGACGAUGAGUUUGAGUU
Messenger RNA from Cololabis saira (Pacific saury), 2488 nucleotides. RefSeq names its product MBL associated serine protease 1 (gene masp1). NCBI's taxonomy places the organism in Eukaryota, Metazoa, Chordata, Actinopteri, Beloniformes, Belonidae. Bases 113 to 2275 code for a protein of 720 amino acids. The transcript has 13 exons. Gene Ontology annotation, cellular component: blood microparticle; extracellular region. Gene Ontology annotation, molecular function: serine-type endopeptidase activity; calcium ion binding. Gene Ontology annotation, biological process: zymogen activation; complement activation. The record is from RefSeq and is a predicted model, not a curated record.